GGAGGAAGAAGACCUACUCACUAAUACUUCAUGACUCCUCCCACAGCCUCCGAUUUGUUUGGCAACACCGCUGCGACGUUACCUCUUGUAUAUUCGCAGCUGAUAACAGGAUAUCGGUUUUUAUUCCAGGACACCAAUCAUCGAUAUUUUUAACUGAGCAAAGACCGGAUACCAGUCCCUUUUAAUUUUUGACAACACACGGAGCCAACAUGGCAACUGUAUUCCUCACUUGUCCGGUAAUCCUGUGGCUGUCUGUGGCCGCCGUGCUGGGCUCGGUUCUAGGGCUAGGUGAGGACCUUGACCGACCUCUGUUCGGGCCUCCUGGCUCUCCUAUCCGGCUGCAUGAGUCCGACCUGGGCCUGAAGAAGGCUCUGGAGUUCGCCGAGGAGCGCUACAACCGGGGUUCAAACGCCAUGCACCUCCGCAGAGUCAGCCGGUUCAUCUCCGCAACCAAACAGCUGGUUAAGGGAAUCCAUUACACUAUAACAGUGGAACUGAGUAACACACAGUGUAAGAAAAACGCCAAGCUGAGGACAUGUGAUUUUUACCCGGAGUCACAGAAACUCAAGACGGAGGUGUGUGUGUUCGAAGUGUUGGACAUUCCUUGGCAGAGCACUUCAACUCUGCUCAAACAGAAGUGCCAGCCUAAAGUUGGACCUCAGGUAGAAGAGACCAACAAGGUGGAGGCUCCAUCCACCAGUCAGCCUCUGCAGGAGUCUGUGGAGAUUUUGGGCCAGUUUAAAGAGUUCAUGGUUAAAUACAAAAAGGUUUACAGCAGCCAGGAGGAGGCAGACCGUCGUUUGCGCAUCUUCCACGAGAACCUCAAGAUUGCAGAGAAGCUCCAGGCUUUGGAUCAGGGUUCAGCUGAAUAUGGAGUCACCAAGUUCAGUGACCUAACUGACGAAGAGUUUCGCUCUACAUACCUGAACCCACUACUGAGUCAAUGGACUCUCUAUCGACCAAUGAAACCAGCCUCUCCAGCCCGAGGUCCCGCCCCUGCCAGCUUUGAUUGGCGAGACCAUGGCGCCGUCAGUCCCGUUAAGAACCAGGGUGAGUGUGGAUCCUGCUGGGCAUUUUCUGUUACAGGCAACAUUGAAGGCCAGUGGUUCCUGAAGAAUGGAACAUUGCUGUCACUCUCUGCACAAGAGCUGGUUGACUGUGAUGAUGUGGACUACGCUUGCAACGGAGGAUUUCCAUCAGUUGCUUACUCCGUUAUUGAGAAGCUGGGUGGUCUGGAAACAGAGACUGACUACUCCUACAGCGGUCACAAGCAGAAGUGUGAAUUCACCACCAAAAAAGUGGCUGCCUACAUCAACAGCUCGGUGGAACUGCCCAGAGAUGAGCAGAAAAUCGCAGCCUGGCUGGCUGAGAACGGACCGGUCUCUGUUGCUCUGAAUGCCUUUGCCAUGCAGUUCUACAAGAAGGGUGUUUCUCACCCUUGGAAGAUCUUCUGCAUGCCCUGGAUGCUCAAUCAUGCAGUCCUGAUGGUGGGAUACGGAGAACGCAACGGUAUCCCAUACUGGGCUAUCAAAAACAGCUGGGGUGACAAUUAUGGUGAGGAGGGUUACUACUACCUAUACAGGGGGUCCAAUGCAUGUGGGAUCAAGGAGAUGUGCUUAUCUGCUGUAAUCAACUAAUCCACUAUCCUUAUAUGCAAACAUACACAGAGAAACACACAUCAUCAUUCCACAGCUUCCAGGUGACCCCGCCUAUACAUCGUUCUCACACACACACACAUUUGAUUCAGAAUGCAUGAAGAUCAAAGUCAGAAACAAAAAGUCCUGCUGAUGUUACAGUAUUUUCCGUUAAACUAGACUAGCGUUCUUUUCUGUGUACUUCACACCUGGCGUCACUUCUCAGAACAUACCAACUCUAUUAAAACCAUCUUUAAGAGAUUUUUAGAGUAGUUUUAAAGUAGAUAUGAGCCCAUUUCAUUCUCUUAUUCCUGCAGGUCAAAAUAACUGUGUUUUAGGCAGAAUUGGUUAAGUCAUCCCCACAGUGAUGGAGGCCAUGUUUAAAUACGACGUGCACUAAUAGUAGUCGGACUCAGUCUUAUCAGUUUUCUUGGAAGUUUUGUUACCAGUGUUUGUGCUAAUGUUAUUGUAGAGAGGUAUUUUGAAAGAUGAGGGUUUUGCCAUAUACUUGUCUGCAUAUUACUACAUAAGGUUAAUAGAAUUGUAAUAACUGCUGUAAGACAGUGUGAAAUGAAUGAAUGCCGAAUUAAAAAGUGUGGAGUCCUA
Monopterus albus (swamp eel) is the source of this 2240-nucleotide messenger RNA. It is a transcript of the gene ctsf, whose product is annotated as cathepsin F. Gene Ontology annotation, biological process: proteolysis. The transcript has 14 exons. Lineage: Eukaryota; Metazoa; Chordata; Actinopteri; Synbranchiformes; Synbranchidae. The coding region runs from base 210 to 1637 and encodes 475 amino acids. The record is from RefSeq and is a predicted model, not a curated record. Gene Ontology annotation, molecular function: cysteine-type endopeptidase inhibitor activity; cysteine-type peptidase activity.